Messenger RNA from Fusarium coffeatum, 1470 nucleotides. RefSeq lists its product as uncharacterized. Gene Ontology annotation, biological process: proteolysis. Gene Ontology annotation, molecular function: metalloexopeptidase activity. The transcript is spliced from 3 exons. Lineage: Eukaryota; Fungi; Ascomycota; Sordariomycetes; Hypocreales; Nectriaceae. The record is from RefSeq and is a predicted model, not a curated record. Bases 1 to 1470 code for a protein of 489 amino acids.
AUGAAGCUUGACUUUGUUAUUAUCGCCUUAGCGUUGUGGGCUAAUGGAGCCUGCGCGUACAAACCACUCACCCCCCAGCGAGUCGCAGAUGACAUAAAAGCAGAAGAUCUUGAGAAUACUCUCCAGAAGCUAUAUCAGAUUGCUCUUGACAACAACGGCAACCGGGCUUUUGGACUUCCAGGCUACAAAGCCUCUCUCGAGUUCGUCCAAAAACGCCUACAAGAUGCGGACCAGUUUGAUAUUUCUGUUCAGCCAUUUACCCACCUCUUCUCACAAACCCGCAACGUCGUUCUGACUGGUCCUGAGGGACAGAAUGUCGAUGUGGUCUCCUUACAGUAUAAUCAUGCUACUCCUCUCCCGGGAGGAGUGACUGCUCCUCUAGUACUGGUGUCCAUCGACGAUGAGCGCGGCUCAGGCUGUCUCCAGGAACAAUGGGCAGAUAUUGAUGCAAAAGGGAAGAUCGUUUUAAUCAAGCGCGGCAAAUGCAACUUCGUUGACAAACUCAUUCUCGCCAAGCAGAAUGGCGCUGCAGCUGCCAUCAUCUUCAACGAUAACCCCGCUCAGACUGCAGGCUCUGGCUCGCUCGGUGCUGAAAACAUCGGCAAGCUUGUACCCGUUGGCGUCAUCACUUACAAUGAGGGUAUCGCUUGGGCAGAGCGACUCGAGGAAAAUGAAUCUCUCGAAAUCAACUUGACCAUCGAUGUCUUGACGGAGAAGCGUGAGACCUGGCAGAUAAUCGCAGACACUAAGGAAGGCGACCUAAACAACAUCGUUAUGCUGGGUGCUCACCUAGACUCGAUCCAAGAAGGCCCUGGCAUCAAUGACAACGGGAGUGGUGUUGCUGCACUACUCAGUAUCGCCGAGUCGAUCAAGAAGUACAAGAAUUUCAAAAAUAAGCUGAGAUUCGCUUUCUGGGGCGCAGAAGAGAGCGGAAUGAUCGGUUCCACUUUCUAUGUAUCGAACUUGUCUAAGGAAGAAGCUAGCAAGAUUCGAUUCUACUACAACUACGACAUGAUCGCCUCUCCACAGCCUUAUUACAUCGUAUAUGCCGACUCAGACGCUCAUAAAGCUGGUGCCAAGUAUCUCUAUGAAUAUUUGACUGAGCAGGGUUAUCCUGCCGAGUAUACGCCUUUCGGGAGCUCUUCCGAUUAUAUAGGAUUCCUUAAACUUGGCAUACCCUCGUCUGGUAUCUUUACUGGAGCUGGUGCUCCUCAAGAUUCCUGCUAUCACACUGCUUGCGAUGAUAUCAAAAACAUCAACAAGGAGGCCUUUGUAGUCAAUGCAAAGGCUGCCGGAUAUGCAGCUGCCAGCCUUGCUUUGAGCAUUCACAGCCUGCCUGAGCAUGAGAUCUCGACUGUCAAUCCAUUGAGUAAGCGUGGUGUGGCACGGAAUAUGGUUAGAUGGGCCAAUGUUGCUCGAGGAGCCGAGCAGGUACAUAGCUGUGGGGGUGAGAAGAAGGUCUUUAUGUGA